UAGAGAAGCGAUGGGGAACUGCUGCUGCACAGCUGCUGUGCCGGCGGCGGGGAGUGUGGGAGGACGGCGGCGGCGGCGGGGAGAGUCUUCGUCUCGUCGUCACAGAGGGAUCAAGACGGUGGACGUGGAGGAGUAUCACUGCGAAUUCUCUUCAGGGGAUCAGAAGUCCGACAUUUGCAUUUGCGUUGUCACAUGGAACAUGAACGGCCAGGUUUGUUAUGAAGAUUUGGCGGAGCUGGUGGGGAGCCAUAAUGCUAAGGAGAGGAAGUAUGAGCUGUUGGUGGUUGGUCUCCAGGAAGCUCCUCGCAGAAACAUUGCCCGUUUGUUGCAGGCUGCUCUCGCCAACACUCAUAUGUUGCUGGGGAAGGCCAUUAUGCAAUCGCUUCAGCUCUAUGUUUUUGGUCCUUGUCGCAGCUCAGAGUUACUUCUCACAGAAGUGGAGGUUGACAAACGUUCAGUGGGAGGUUGCGGCGGAAUGGCCAGAAGGAAGAAAGGAGCCGUGGCGAUCCGCAUCAACUACAAAGGGAUCUCAAUGGUCUUCAUCUCCUGCCACCUCGCUGCUCAUGCCGGGAAGGUGAAGGAAAGGAAUUGGGAGAGCAAGGACAUAACGCACAGCCUCUUCUCCAAGAACUCCAACCCUUACUCCAGGCCAGCCCACCUCACAGUCUGGCUGGGAGAUCUCAACUACAGGAUCCAAGGAAUCGACAACUUCCCCGUCAGGAAACUCAUCCACAACGACCUCCAAUCCAUGCUGACUGGCAACGAUCAACUGCUGCAAGAAGCCGAGAGAGGACGGGUCUUCGAUGGAUUCUGCGAAGGCACUCUGACGUUUAAGCCGACCUACAAGUACGACACUGGAAGCAGCAACUACGAUACUAGCCACAAGGUGCGAGUGCCGUCGUGGACGGAUCGUAUUUUGUUCAAGAUAGAAGAAAGGGACGAGAAGAUGAGUGCGAAUUUGCAUUCUUAUGAAUCCGUCGACGGUAUCGACAGCUCCGAUCAUAAGCCCGUGAGGGCGCAUCUUUGCUUGAGACUUACUGAUGAUAAAUAAGGCCGGGCGCAUGCAGUACUCGUCAUCAACAUCGUCGUCUUAAUUACUACCAAGGACAAUGUUUAUAGUGUGAUUAGUGUGUAAGCAUAUUUGAUUAAAUUGAUUCAUUUUUUUUCCUUUUCUUGGAAUUGUGCUUUAAUUAAUAACUA
Linum tenue is the source of this 1200-nucleotide messenger RNA. Lineage: Eukaryota; Viridiplantae; Streptophyta; Magnoliopsida; Malpighiales; Linaceae. The record is from the annotation of a GenBank genome assembly.